AUGUGGGAACAUUCACAAACGAGGUCUCUAUGGAGGCCACCGAGGGCGGCCACGACGUUGCUGCUGGCGCUUACGUCGACCACGUCUGCCCUGUCAUUGGCAAACUUUCAAAUCAUCACCUCGAACGCGAUACCGUCCCCAUGUAUAGUCGCUUACAACGCACAAAUUGCGGGAUGUACGCAGACGGACUUCACCAAUGGCAACCAGUGCUCGACACUAUGUAUCAGCGGCCUGAGGGCCGAGGGCACCAUCGUCCAGGCCAUCUGUGGAGGCUUGGAUGUGAAUUCCAAGUCAUUACUGGGAUUGGUCCUUGAUGGAAAGAUUUUGGAAACCCUUUGCCCCGGAGCUGAUUCUGACACAACCACGGUCCAAGUCACGGUUCGGCCCACUACAUCAAGCAAAUCGACGACGGCGGCCACAACCUCGGUGCAAACGCUUACGACGACGAGCAGCGCAAUAGAUACCACAACCACCACAUCCACCUCUGUACAGAGCACUUCCAGUACCGCCAUUAUCAAUGUGCCAUCGUCGGACAGCUCCACGACGGAAACUAUAAUAUCGACGACCACUGCAGCGUCACAAACGACGCAAGCCACAAGCACAACGUCUAGCGACACAUCCACAUCCACCACUUCCGACACCAAGCCUCUCAAAGGAGGCGGAAGUCCUUUCGAUACAGUUAUUACAAGUCGGGCGACAAGCUUGGCACUGCCGGCCAUGAUGAUAUUGGCGCCCUUGUUAGGCGCAGCUAUGCUAAUCAUGUAA
Molecule: messenger RNA, 765 nt
Organism: Pestalotiopsis fici W106-1
Lineage: Eukaryota; Fungi; Ascomycota; Sordariomycetes; Amphisphaeriales; Sporocadaceae
Exons: 1
Coding region: 1-765 (254 amino acids)
Source: RefSeq, a predicted model, not a curated record